AUGGCCCUAAAACUCGACAAAAAUCAGCGAUGGCUACCAAGCAAAAGGUUUCUUUACGAACGCUGCGGCAUAUCCGUUCACUUUUCAGCCAUUCACAGAAAUUAUUUCAGUGCCUGGAAAUAUGUGACCAAGCAAGACAAGGAGUUUGUUCAAAGUCCUGGACAUCCGGAUCUCAGUGAUGGGCCCCCUAAAACUACGAGGGCAUCAUUCGCCAAUAAACCACAUUCAACCGGAAGUCAUGGCGCGGAACCGGUUCCUGAUGACUCCUCGGAUUGCAAUGAAGAAAGCAGCGAAGAUCACGGGCAGAAAAAAAACACAAAAACUAAUCGUAAAAAGCGAAUGUCUUCCUAUGAACUUGCCGAAAUUGUAGUAGCCAAAAAAAUUAAAUCGUAUACCGAGUUACUUGCUUUUGCUAGAGAGCAAAAACUUGAAGGCAAAACAGACGAAGCAGAAUUUGUUUUGAAUCGCGGGUCGAAAGUCGUUGCGGAAGUUUUGCAAACUGCAUGGGACAUGGAGAAUUCCCAAGAAACUCUACAAAGGCAAAAAAAGUCCCGAUUACAGUUGCUUUAUGAUUCUCUACAUCAGGAAUGCGUCCCUGAUUGUCAUGGGCGGUGGGUAACGAGUGCUAAAGAGGUUUUAAGUCGCAACGAUAUUUCAGUGUCCGGGUUUGCACAGUCAGUUCGCACUUUGUUAGAGAAAGGGAGAGGAAAACAUCGCAAUAUAAUGUUAAUCGGUCCUACAAACUGCGCCAAAACAUUUCUUUUGAAUCCUUUGAAUGUGAUUUAUAAUACCUUCUCGAACCCUGCCUCUGGCAGUUUUGCGUGGGUAGGCGCGGAGAAAGCUGAGUGCAUAUUUCUUAAUGACUUCAGGUGGUCAUCGUCCAUUAUACCCUGGCAUGAUUUUUUGUUGUUAUUGGAGGGCCAGUUAGUUCACCUACCGGCUCCAAAAACACACUAUGCGAAAGACCUUACAUUCAAAUCUGACACACCGAUCUUUGCCACUGCAAAAGGUUCUUUUGUUUACAUCCGCAGUGGUGUAUUAGACGAGCUGGAAACAGACAUGAUGGCUGUUCGCUGGAAAACGUAUUCCUUUCACUAUCAAAUUUCUAGUUCCCAGCAAAAAGAACUACCACCUUGUGGUCGAUGCUUUGCCGAGCUUAUUGUUGGGGACUCGGAAUGUUCUUGGGAUUAA
Porites evermanni is the source of this 1191-nucleotide messenger RNA. The record is from the annotation of a GenBank genome assembly. NCBI's taxonomy places the organism in Eukaryota, Metazoa, Cnidaria, Anthozoa, Scleractinia, Poritidae.